UUUCAUAACUAGACUCUUUUCAAGAAGGCAUUAUUACAUAUAGUAAAAGAAAGAAAAUGACCACCUUUGUCAUUUACCAUAUCAUUAGAAUGAUUUGUUGCAAACACUUUGGAAAAAAAAAAAAGUCAAGUGGGUAGAAAAAGAAUUUUGUUUUAGGAAAAAAUAAAAAGCAGCAAAAUAAAUAGAGAAGUCAACGCACUUAGAAAAUGACGUCAUGUUCCACGUCAGCACCCAGCUUCAUAUCAUAUUUGCUCCCUUUUAAUUUGGAGCUUCCAUACGCAGAGAGACGCCAGUUUUUAUAUAUAAGUACUUCACCUCUCAAACAAAAACCUCCAUUAUUAACUCUCUUCAGAGAAAAAAAAAAAAAAAAAAAAAGAAAAGGAAACAUUUUCCUCAUCACACUAUAUCCACGCGCCAUGUACGGUCACAGUACUAGCACAACAUUUCCACGCGCCGACUUCAGUCUCGGCCACCAUCCUCCGUCCCCUGACGGUGCUGCCACCACCCCGUCACCAUCCUUUCAGCUGUCGGGACAGUUCCCACCUGCAGGUCACCUGAUUAUACCUGACCAGUUGGUAGGCUUUGAGGUCGGUAGUAGCACUACCAGUGGCUGUUGCAGUAGCUACGGUUCGCCUAGUUCACUUGCGAGCUGUGGAACGACAUCGUAUCAGCAAACGAGUAGCUUGAUUCAAAGGAGUAUUAGUAGUCAUUCUCUUCAAAAGAAUGGUUACUAUCCCCAUUGCCAUUUCGCUUGCGAUUUUCUUGACUUGGAUAGCAGCCCUGUUAGAAGGGUUUUUAGUACUGGUGAUCUGCAGCAUGGGCACAAGGCAGACAGCCCUUUAUCAAGUGAGAGUAGUGUGAUAAUAGAGAGUAUGAACAAAGCAUGCAAAUAUAGUCCUGAGGAGAAGAAAGAGAGAAUUGAGAGGUACAGAAGCAAGAGAACACAAAGGAAUUUCAACAAGAAGAUUAAGUAUGCUUGUCGGAAAACUUUGGCGGAUAGCCGACCGCGAAUUAGAGGGCGAUUUGCUAGGAAUGAUGAAAUCGAAAAAAUCCCUCAAAGUCAAUGGUGCAAUAAUAUAAGUGGGGAAGAAGAUGAGGACUAUGACGAUAAUUGGAUCGAUUUUCUGGAUGCAUUUUCAGCGAAUUCAAUCCCUUAAUCCUGAUCAAAACAAGCUUCGGUUGGUCUAUGUGCCAGAAUAUCCUUUAAGUUUCCUAGAGUUGUGAUUUCAGGUUGCUUGUUUCUCACUAUUAUUAUUAUUAUUAUUAUUAUUAUUAUUAUUAUUAUUAUUAUUAUUAUUAUUAUCAU
Molecule: messenger RNA, 1306 nt
Organism: Ricinus communis (castor bean)
Lineage: Eukaryota; Viridiplantae; Streptophyta; Magnoliopsida; Malpighiales; Euphorbiaceae
Product: zinc finger protein CO3
Exons: 3
Coding region: 207-1157 (316 amino acids)
Biological process (GO): regulation of flower development
Cellular component (GO): nucleus
Molecular function (GO): protein binding
Source: RefSeq, a predicted model, not a curated record